Molecule: messenger RNA, 483 nt
Organism: Letharia columbiana
Lineage: Eukaryota; Fungi; Ascomycota; Lecanoromycetes; Lecanorales; Parmeliaceae
Exons: 3
Coding region: 1-483 (160 amino acids)
Source: RefSeq, a predicted model, not a curated record
AUGUCAUCUUCUACCAAAUCUAUAUUCAAAAGCAUCGUCUCCCGGGAAAGUCAGAAAGAUGUCGCCAUUCUUCCCAACACGGCCUGUAUCCUGAUCACCAGAAGUGAACCGCGACUCCGACAUACAAUUCUCUUAGAAGCUAGUGCGCCAACAGAUACAGUGGUCAACCUGCCCAUUUGGUCUUCAACAGAAAUCGAACUUUUAGCUCCCCAAAGUGCAGGAGGACUACGAUCACGGUUUCGAUUCAGAUCCCUGCUCCCCCGUCCGCAAGCCCUCGUCAACAUGUGCGAAUACACACGCAACUACUACGUCUACUCGAACUGUACGGACCCAGCCAUGCACUUCACUAGAACCUCGACGGAAGGGAAUGCAAAGAAGAAAUGCGCCAAAGCACCUCACGAGCGUUUCAUUGUGGUCUCGGGACCUCCAGGGUCGCAAUCACCACCAUUCAGGAAAGAGGGUGCCGGCGACGUCGAGGCCUAG